AUGUCUCGACGCCCAAGUUGUAGAUUUUAUAACUCGCCAGGCGGUUGCCGCCGUGGCACAUCUUGUACUUUUCAACACACUCCAAAUGCAGAGCGUCGAGGAGGAGGAGAUGGAAGACCGACAUCACCGAGCGCGUCUUCGGAUAGAUCUCCUUCACGACUCGAUGCUCAAGGCCCUCAACGCCCAAAAUCACCGUCAAGUCCACCUCCCCGAGGAGUUUGUCGAUUCUUUUGGGAGACAGGACGAUGUUUUCGAGAGUUCGGCUGCCGUGGUGCCCAUACCCUCCCGCAGGGUCAGGAUGGCAGGCGAUCUCCGCAGCCUUUUGCCAUUCCCACACAGGCUGCGCAAGCAUUCAUCGCCCCUUUUCUUACAGAGAAAGGACUAUCCAAACUCGCAGGAGGUGGAACCGACGGUUAUUUCCCUCAGGAUGCUACAACGUCUCUGACUCCAACAGAGACUCAGAGUCGUUUGAGGAGAUUCCUCCGAGAUGACUUCCGAUUCAAGACUGCACAUGAGAUCUACGGCUUUCUUAUCCCACUGUCGAGUGCCAACCUUCAAAAUGCUGCAUGGGUGGGUUUUAGACAUUUCAUGCAACUCACCGCUGGUCGACUUCGGGUCGCCGAGAUAGUGACUUGGCCUCAGGUUUCCUCAAAAGCAGGGAUGGGCCGCGAAAUUCUUUCAUUUCAGAGAGGGCUUAUCCCCCUCCUUAGAUAUAUGUCUUCCGAUUUCGUUGUUCAGAGCACUUUAAAGACUCAAGCAAAUCAACUGUACAUGACGGUUUUACAGAACCUGCCAAGUUUUGCGGAUGCUGUCGAGAAGUCUAUGGACAGCGUCAUCGCUUCCCGCUCCUUCAGUGACCCGGGAGCUAUUGGAAAAGAUCCUAUUGAUGCACAGGCGUUUGCGUCCAUCGUUGGUGUCUUGCACGAGUUUCUUGUUCGCUUUAAGAACGCUGUUGCGACAUAUCCUCGGCUGGCACCCUUGGUCAUGAACUUGCAGAAAUGGUUCACAGAGUGGACGACUGGUGUCUACGCUAAUCCGCCUUCGUUCGAUAAUUUUCUUGGAGGCCUGCAGCCUACUGUACGAGACCUGCUCGUUCAAACUCUUAACGAGAAGAUCAACAAGCUGGUUUCCAUUGUGGAACGGGAACAAGGAAAAGAAACACGCCCUGAACGUCAAAAACAGUCCGUCCCCUCCAAUGAGGGCAUCAUUGCUGCUCUUCAUAGCGGAUAUCAAGGUCCGGGUGCCAUCCGUGAAGGUGGACCUCGCCACGACAAUGACCUUGAGGACAUCUACGACAUUCGUAUUGCUCCCACUCACGAGGAACUCAUGAGCCGUAUUCCCCCAUUUUUGCCUGUGAACUUUUUUGGUGCUCCUCAUCCAGCGCCUAUGGAAAGCAUGCAGCGCUUACUCGACAUCCAGUUCAGGCUUUUGCGAGAAGAGCUGACCGCUCCUUUGCGUAAAUCAGUUCAGCUCGUUCACGAUGACCUCAAGACGCAGCCGCGCAAGAAGACCAAGCUCGCAGAGCUUCUAAAGAGCAGGGGAGGAAAGUACCGUGGCCAGGCAGAUACACAAGACAGUCUCAUGUUUAACGUCUACACUGGCGUUGAUUUCGAGUCGCUCGUUCCUGACUGGAGAGGUAUCUCUGCCAGCGUUAUAAUUGACACGCCCCCCGGCCGUGCACGCUCCAACAACUCACAAAUGCGAACUUCAUUCUGGGAGGGUGGCAAGCGCCUUUCUCAGGGUGGCUUGAUCGCUCUUGUGUGGCAAUCUGGAAAUGAUAUCGCUGUACACCUUGGAGUAAUCGCCAAUUCCCUUAAAGAUCUCACUGAGCAUGCGAAGCGCGAUCCAGAUCGCGUGAAGCUUCGCAUUGUCUUCUUCGACACGAAGGUGGAGUUGCGUAUUUUGCAGGAACUCAGGAACCCUCAGGCAUCCGAACAAAACCUCAAGUUGUUGGUAGAAUCCUCCGUCAUGUUUGAAGCCAUCCGACCAUUCCUCGAAGCUCUGAAGGUCGAACCCGAGCUAGUCCCGUUCUCGCGCUAUCUAGUUCACCGACCACCGGGCCUUUUGAAGACCUAUAAAGUGGACCCUCCACGUUAUGCCACAGUGCCUGGCUUCGCGUUCAAUCUUUCGUGUCUCUUCCCUGACAAGACAGACGUGGAGGACUUGACGAUCUCAGUGACAGAUCAUCAAUCUGUGGAAAAUGCCCGUGCUGAGCUGCGGCGGGAUAGCCGCCUUGACCCGAGCCAGGCAGAUGCCGUUGUUGAUGCACUGACGAGAGAGGUGUCCUUAAUUCAGGGUCCUCCAGGGACAGGAAAGAGUUAUACUGGUGUAGAGUUGCUUCGUGUUUUACGAGCCAAUGAUGUUGGCCCCAUCUUGAUGAUUGCGUUCACGAACCACGCACUGGACCAUAUGCUUGGCUCCGUGCUCGAUGCAGACAUUACCAAGAAAGUUGUCCGCCUGGGUUCUCGCUCGGCAGACGAGAGGAUUUCGCAAUAUUCGAUCGAGACACUUGAAAUGGUGAACGAGGAGUCUCGCCUCAACAGGACAUUUUCCAGCAAGCGCAGGGAACUCAAGGGGAUCCAAGAAAGCAUUAGGAGCUUGAUGUCGAAGGUCCUGAAGGAUGACUUCGAAACGGACUCCACCGAAGUCAUGAAGUAUAUCUCAGUCUUGCAUCCGGAGCAUUCCGGAUAUUUAACUUCUCCGCCACCUUGGAUUCAAAACAUCAAAUCGGUUUUCAGCGACGACAACGACGACGGUGCAGGUGAAUGGCAGCAACAGGGCCGGCGAGGCAAGACUUUCGUCAAGGAUAUGUCAUUCUAUGCAUUUUGGAAGGAUGGAUCUGACUUGGAAUUCAUCGGAGCAUUGAAUGAUGGGUCAUACGCACCUUGGAAAACCACGCCUCCCCCUAACGAAACGACAAGCAACAAAUUUGAUGUUUUAGAACAGGACUCUUUACCCGAUUCAGAUGAUGAAUACGUGACGAGCGAGGAGCCUGAUGACGAGUCGCUCCCUGAAGACCUGCCAGUUGAGGACGCUUGGAUGAACGUCAAAGUCAACCCGCCAUCUUCCGAACCUGCUGCUUCGCAAGAAGUUCCCAUUGCUCCCACCAAAGCUCCCGGUCCUCCCAUCUUGUACAUUGAGCCUGAACCCGAUAUCGACGUUGGCCUGGCACAGGCGGACUUCAAGGACCCUGAAGGAUUCCUUGAAGCCCUUGGAUGUCCAGAAUGGCCUGUCAUUCCGACAUCGAGUCGCCCCUUGAAUGAACUCCUCGAUGAUGUCGGCGAUGUUUGGACCAUGAGCAGGGCAGAGCGGCACAACUUGCAUCAAUUCUGGGUUGAUAAUGCGCGCAUAGAAUUGGGCGAGACCCAGAAAGGCGAGUUUGAGCGCCUUCGCGAACUUCACGAGAAUAUACUGCGAGAAUGUAACGAAGGCAAAGAAGAGGUCCGCCGAAAUUUACUGCGCAACAUCGAUAUCAUUGGUUGUACCACGACUGGUGCGGCAAAGUUGGCCACGCUCUUGAAGGGUCUGAGUCCUCGAGUAUUGCUCGUCGAGGAAGCUGGACAGGUUCUGGAGGCUCACGUACUCGGAAGUUUGGUGCCCUCGAUCGAGCACCUUAUUUUGAUUGGUGACCCCUUACAACUCCGUCCGACGCUCAACAAUUACUCGUUGUCUAUGGAUAGUCAAAGAGGACGAGAUCUCUAUAAGUUCGACAUGUCCCUGAUGGAACGCCUUUCGAGCUCCGGACUUGUGAUGUCUCGGAUUGAUGUACAACGCCGAAUGCGGCCUGCAAUCUCGAGUUUGAUCAGGAACACGCUUUACCCAGGUCUUGAAGAUCACGAGCUCGUCCGCCACUAUCCCUCUGUCCGCGGCAUUGCAAAAGAUAUGUUCUUCGUCGAUCACAGCCAUAGGGAAAAUGAGGGUGCAGAAGACUCCGCUAGCAAGUACAAUUUAUACGAGGUGGCUAUGAUUCGCGAACUAGUGUUGUAUCUGUUAAGGCAAGGCUGCUAUUCUGAAGAAGGUGACAUCGUGGUUCUUUGUGCCUACCUCGGUCAGCUUGCUAAGCUGCGAGAUGCCCUCGCGAACGAGGUGGCGAUUGUGAUUGAUGAGCGCGACCAAGUUGCUCUUGCAGAUCAAGAGGGAGAUGAUGAAGAUGUUUUGAAUCUUGGGACCACGAUUGAACAUGUGAAAGUUACGAGAAGGGUUCGAUUGCGCACCGUCGACAACUAUCAAGGUGAAGAGGGCAAAAUCGUGAUAUUGUCACUGGUUCGAAAUUCUGGUGAACUGGAUGAUGAAAUGGCUGCGCUUGGGUUUACGCAUGGAACUAAACCCAACAUCGGUUUUCUCAAGUCUGAGAACCGCACGAAUGUGGCUUUGUCUCGUGCACGCGAAGGUCUCUUCAUUUUUGGAAAUGCUGCCAACUUGUCCUCCAGGAGUCGAAUGUGGCAGCGUAUCAUCGAGGAACUGGAAAGGGACGAAGCCGUUGGUCCAGCACUUCCUAUCGCUUGUCAUCGGCACCCGCAGACACUCGAGUAUGUCUCCAAACCAGGUCAACUACCUCAAAUCGCGCCUGAUGGAGGAUGCAUGCGACCCUGCGAUUUCCGAUUGAACUGCGGUCACAUGUGCCCAUUCAAGUGUCACAGCGAUGAUCAGAAACAUGCUUCGGUGUCCUGUAUGCAGGCAUGCACGAGGCUUUGUACGAGGGGCCAUCCAUGCACUAAGCAGUGCGCCUCCCCAUGUGGUGACUGUUUCUUCCCGGAAGCCAACAUCGAACUUCCGUGCGGACACUUGAAGGCGUCUGUUCCAUGCCACGAGAUCAGCACAUUGGAAAAUGUCUUCUGUGACUUCAUGGUUGACAAGAAACUGCCUUGUUGCGAGCACACUGCUCGCAUGGCAUGUUCAAUUGUUCCAGCCACUCAUCUUUGCAAGGCUCUAUGUGGCGGGACUAUGAGUUGCUGUGGAAGAACAUGUAACGCAAAGUGCCACGAAUGCCAGCAGAAAAAUACACCUUCCGAAGGAGAACGUACACCGAGGGCACAGCAUUCUGCUCACCCAUGCCAGAAACCACUGUUCUGCGAGCAUUUGUGUCAGGAGGUUUGUUCUGAUGACCACAAGCACACCGUCGCCUGCAGGAAACCUUGUAGACAAGCCUGCUCUCAUGCCCGGUGUCAGUCGCCGUGUUCGGUGCCUUGUGCGCCGUGUCAAGAACCAUGCACGUGGAACUGCCCACACCAUUCCUGUCCUGUACCGUGUGGUUCUGUCUGUGCAAGGUUACCCUGUGACGUACCUUGCAACACAAUUUUGCGUUGUGGACACAGGUGUCCUUCCGUAUGCGGAGAAGACUGUGACAUCCAAAUAUGCCCGCAGUGUGCUUCCGAUAAUCAGAAACGCCAUGUCGUGGAUUUCAUCAUGCAGCGCUCAUUAUCUGAAGUUGCACCAGAGUUAAACACUUUGGACGAGAUGUUGAUAACCAUUCCGUCGUGCAAGCACACGUUCACCAUAGAAACUCUGGAUGGACACUGCAGUAUGAGCGAUUUUUACUUGCAGAACGCAUACGGACAGUGGCUUCGUAUGCUUUCCCCCAUCGGAUUCAUCAAACCCCCUACAUGUCCAACAUGUCGCUCGCCGAUUACAUCUCCUAGAUAUGGUCGCAUCUUCAAGCGAGCUGAUUUAGAUAUAUUGGAGCAUAAUGUUGCUGCUCGUAUGUCUCAAGCGCUUGACCGGAUCCAAACUGCCAUUCUCCAUGUGUCUGAAGACGAGAUGAAGGCUGCGGUCAUCCGUGAUGCAGCCACCAUCAAAAUAUGCCCCUCAAAGACCAAGAAGCACAAUUCGCAGGCAAAGGCUCGUUCUGAGGAGUUGAUGUCAAAGAAGGAGGUCCCCACCUCAGAACGUGCCCUCAACUGUACCAACACUUCCCUGCAUGAUGUCGAUUCAGCGGUGGCCCAAGUUUGGCGUAAAAUCACCCACAGGCUAUUCAAUGCCUACAAGGAGGCGGCUGUAGUUGCCGAAAAACGCUCUGCCCACCUACAUGCUUGGGAAUCUGCAUUUUCAUUCCUGUACAACCGCGAAUUGAAUGCUCUCCUCGACAACCCGGCUCGUACGCCUGUUCGGCCGCAGGAAAAUGCGAUGAGGCUCGCGAGAUUGCAAGUUGGUCAGUCGCGUCCGCGAGCUGAUAGGCGGUUCAUUGUGGAAGCCUUCUGGUGUACGUUGCACAUUCGCCUGACCCUGAUUACUCUGGGUCGCACAUGGCUAGAGGAGGUGGGCAAGCGCGAAGCCGACUAUCCGCUGUACCAUUUUCAUCAAUGGGCGACCUACGUCAAGUUCAUGCUACAGAGUUGUUCACAGGAUGUGACCAAGGCUCUUGAGCUCGCAAGGAGCUCUGAAGCUCACCGACAGGUCACCAAAACUUGGCUUCUCUCCAUGCGUAUCGAGCUGGAGAACUUCCGUUUUGGAUUAUACAUGUCUAAUAAACUUGGAAACAUCAAGGAUCAACGGUUGGGGAUGGUAGAGGCUGCGGAACAGAAAGGCCGCGGGGCGCAGCAACUGAUGUGGGAUGUCAUCACAGAGCAUUUCGCAAAUAAGGCCGCACCGUCACGAGAGGAAGAGGCUUCCUGGCUGGAAGAGAACUUUUCUCGUGCUGCGCAGACGAUUGUGGAUGAAUGGGUGGCCAUUAAGCAGGCCGUCAGGAGAUCCACGUUUUAUCAGGAAGUCUCGUUAAAGGAGCAGAUGGAAAUAGUGCGAGCCUUCAACUUCGGCAGCACUGGACACUUCUACAACUGUGCGAAUGGUCACGCAUUUGUGAUUACUGAGUGCGGAGGAGCCAUGGAACGCAGUGUUUGUCCGGAGUGUGGCUCUCCCAUAGGAGGACAGAGCCAUCGCCUCGACAGUACAAAUACCAGAGCAGCUCAGUACGACGCGCUUGCUAUGGAAGCGAACCCCGGUAUCGCAGGAACCCCUUGGGGCAAUCCUUAUUAG
Suillus clintonianus is the source of this 6972-nucleotide messenger RNA. RefSeq lists its product as uncharacterized. The transcript has 27 exons. NCBI's taxonomy places the organism in Eukaryota, Fungi, Basidiomycota, Agaricomycetes, Boletales, Suillaceae. Gene Ontology annotation, molecular function: metal ion binding; helicase activity. Bases 1 to 6972 code for a protein of 2323 amino acids. The record is from RefSeq and is a predicted model, not a curated record. Gene Ontology annotation, biological process: regulatory ncRNA-mediated heterochromatin formation. Gene Ontology annotation, cellular component: nuclear RNA-directed RNA polymerase complex.